Paramecium sonneborni is the source of this 5300-nucleotide messenger RNA. The record is from the annotation of a GenBank genome assembly. NCBI's taxonomy places the organism in Eukaryota, Ciliophora, Oligohymenophorea, Peniculida, Parameciidae.
AUGAAAAAUUUAAACACUGAAAAGCUUUUUAAAGAAAUUUACUAUUUGAUGCAUCCUUUAAACUCUUUAGAGUCAAUUAAAGGUUUAAUGAUUAUUUUUACAAUAUUAAACAAAGCACAAGAAAUAGCCAUAAUUAAUAACAUAAAUUAGGAAUCUCAUUAAGAAUUAAAGUAUGAAAAUAUUUGAAUUGUAGGAUUUUAAGUUAACUAACGUCAUAUAGUUUUGUUAUUAAUGUUGUAACAAAUAAUUAAUUGAUUCUAGUAAUUAUUGCAUUCUUUGCUUUGCAUACCAUCCUUAUUCUAGCUUUCAUUUAUUUUAAGAAUUCAGCCUCUAUAUAAAGGAUUAUGAACACUUUUUUGCACUUUUUUUUAUUGCAUUAUACAUUAAUCUUUUACAUUCCAAUAACAUACUCAUCAUUUUAUUUUAUCACUUAAAAAUCAUUAUGCUCUGAAAGUUCAUUUUGUAAUACAACAACUUACAUAACCUUAAUUAUCAUUUGCAUUUUUAAUUUAACUAUUUCUUUAACAAUUAAUGCUAUACAUAUAUAUUUUGGAAGAGCUGAUUCACUUAUGGGGGAUAAUCAUAUUUUAAUGCUAAACUAUUCUUUUUUCAACAAUUUUAUAGUACAAAUUGGAGUUUUCAUAAGCAUUAUUCUUAAGAGUAUUGAUUUAAUGUAACCGUUAAGAUUAACACUAAUAUUAAUCAAAUAUUUACUUACAAUGUUUUAAACAAUAAAUCUGAUUAAUACAAGAUAUUCAUUUUACAUAGAUUUGAUUUCGAUAAUCUCUUCAAUAUCUAUUUUCAUGAAACUGUCUUUAUUUGAAUAUUUAAUAAUAUUAUCAUUAAUAUUUGGAACCUUUUUUGAAUUAGUAGAUUAUAUAGAAAAUUAUUAUGUUACAAUUAAAGAUUAAGGCAAUUUAAUAACAUUACAAGUAAAUUUAUAUUUAUAAUAAGAAAAUUGAAGAAGCAAAUAGAUUAGAAACCAAAGUAAAAUCUAGGAUUAUACUUUAAAUAAUAUAGAAAAUACACAAUUGCAAAAAGUGUCAAUAUCAUUCUUAAUUCGUUGAAUGCAUUUUUAGAGGAAUGGCAAAUAAAAAAAUAGUGUAAAAUAAUCAUAUAGUUUCUUUAUUUUGUGAUUAUAUCAGUAACCAUUCUCCUUUAAAAGCAUUAAUAAGACUCUUAUUAUUAAGACCUACUGAUUUAUAUUAUAGAUGCUGGCAACAUAAUUUGGCAGAAGAACUUAAUAAAAUAAGCAAAUAAUUUUAAAAAGAAGCUUAAAAUAAGACUUCUAUAAAGAAUACAAAUGAACAUUAAAAUUCUUUAGAUGUUUAAACUGUUUAUAAUACGUCUCAUUCUGCUUAAUUGUUAUUUCCACAUCUUAUUGAAACAAUAUAGGCAAAAAUUAAUUUUUGGAAUAAAUUGAUUAAUGGAUAUUAAGAUAUUGAUUAAUUUUUAUAGGAAGCAUUAAAAACUGCCAAAAGAAUGUAAAGAUGUAGAGAGGAGAUUGAAAAUAGAUUUGAUUUAAUUUAAAAUAAAUUAAAAAAUUAAUAAGGAACUGAUAUUAUAAGUUUAAGGAUAAUUCAAAUAUAUUAUUGUGCAAUAUAUACUAAUUAAUUUUAAUCUAUUUAAAUAGAGAAAAAUAUAGAUGACCUUUUAAAGAGUGAAAGAUUUAAGCAAGAUGAAUCAUUAGACAAUAUUUAAUUAGUUUAAGGUAAAUUUUAAUAUAAUAAAUAAAUAGAUAGACUUGUAAUUUUGAAAUCAAGUUUUGUUUCUAAAAGAGGUGAAUUGAUAGAUGUCAAUUACAAGUAAAUGUCAAAAUUUUUAAAUGAAACUGAGGAAACUUGUAAGGCAAUUAAACAUUGUUCCUAACUUAUGCCAAGUUAUUUAUCAUAAAUUCAUGAAUAAUUAAUGGAAAAUUAUAUAUAAAAUGGAUUUUCAAAAUUAAUGAUUCAUGGAGAAUCAUCAUUUUACUAAAGUCCUUCUGGUUAUAUAGAACCUUGUAGUAUUAAUUUAUUCAAUUUCUAUAAUGGUACAGACGAUUUCAUCUUAAACAUGAUUGUAACUAAAGAAUAAUGUCAAAAUGAAACUAUCCUAUUUGGUAUAGAUGGAAAAAUAUUAGGAAUAACCUCAAAGUUUUAUAAUGAAGCUAUAAAAAAUAACACUUAAUAUUAUAAUAAUAUUAUUGGCAAGACUAACGAUAGUUCAGCUAAUACAAUUAGUGUAAAGGAUUUUUUAUUAAAAUAACCUUUAAUUUAAUUUUAUAUUCCUAAUAUUUAAAAUUAAAUAGAAGAAUUAAGAAAUUAAAUAUGUUCAUCUUUGAACUAUCUGAUAAAUAAUUAGAAAUCUACUUGGAUGAUUCCUAUAAAUCAUCAAGAAUGUUUACAACAAAUUUAGCUAUUAUUAUCUCAAUUUAGAAAAAGAAGUUAAGGUACAUAAUAGAAAAAUAAUUACAAUUUCAUGUCUUAUAAAUCUCAAACAUAUUCAAAGUAUUCUAAUAAUUCGAACAAUACUUAAAAUGAUUUUUACGAUAAAAGUGAAAUAGAAAAUACAAUUUUUAAUUAAAUUAAUGUUGAAAAUAUUCCUAUUAUUCUUUUACAUCCAGAAUUAUCAAAAUCUCUUAAGGAAUUAAUUGUUUUUGAAGACAUUUCUAAAUAAUCAGUGUAAUUAGGGAUAUUUUAUAGUUUAUAGUUCAAGAUUUUAAAAUUUAAGGGAGGAAGUAUUGGAUAUUUUAUGCUUACUAUUAAAGAAUAUAAAUUUUAUUAUUCCUAAUAAACAAUCGGGUAAUUUUCAAGUAAUGUUUAUACUCCUUAAACAAUUAGAUCAUAUAAUUAAGAAUCUAAUGAAAUUGAAACUAUAUAAAAUUCUAUGAAAAUUGAAUUGACAUCAGAAAAUAUGAAUCAGUAAGAAGAAAUAAUUUAAGAAAUAAGACUCAUGAAUAAUAUUAUGCAUAAUAACAAAGAUAAUUCUUUAGUUGAUUAAAGUGGUAAUAAUUUGAGUUUUGAUUAAACAAACUUAAAAUUUUAGAUGUAACUAAAACAUUCAGAAAGAUCUAAUUUAUAUGAUACAGGUAGAAUUCUUAAAUAAUCGUAACCUCUAUUUGCUAAACCUUAAUAAUAAGAAAUUAGAAUUGAAGACAUUUCUUAAAUCGAAUAAGAUAUGCAAGUAUAUAAUUAAUUAAUAUUAGAAUAUCCAAUAAAUGCAAUAAGAUUUUGAUGAAAAUGAUUAAGAAAUAGGCAAUUUGAAAUAAGAAUCAUUUAGUUAAAGUGUAAAAAAACGAUCAAAUAUUUUUGAUAAAAUUAAAUUAAGAUAAUAAAAUAAAGAGAAUGCUUUAGAUUUUGCAUCAAAUCCAUCUAGAACAUCUACAAAUUCAACAUCUAAAGAGUCAAUAUUAAUAGUUUAGUAAUUAUAUUUUAAUAAAAAUUUAAUCACUCCUUUAAAGAAGAUUUCAGUGAUUUUAGGACUAAUUUUGAUUGGAAUGGUAAUUUGUGAAAUUUUAAACGUCUUUUUAAUAAAAGAUAAUUUAGAGAAUUAAACUUAAUAAGUAAUCAAUUUAGUGAAACCUUAAAAUAUAAUUUAUUAUUAUACAUCUGUAUUCUAUUAAUAUUGGGGAACAGAGUUACAUACCUUAGAUAUACUUAAAUUGUCUUAGUUUCAAUAUAAUAGGAAUCUUGAAACAUUAGAUGAUAUGCUUAAUUAUGGUAGAUCUAAUAUUCAAUCUUUUGGUAUAGAUGUACCAUAAACUGCUGCUAGAUUAGGAUUAUCAAAUUUUGAAUUUAAGUAGGUAAAAUCUGGUUAAAUUGACAAAGAAACAUAUUAAUUAUAAAAUUUUUAUUCAUUAUUGUAUGAAACAAUGUAUGAUAUGUACAUUGUUAAUAAAAAUAAUGAUAAACCAUCUUAUGAUUAAUUGUUUACUUAAGGAAUUAUAAGACAAAACUUUUUGGAAUUAAUCGAUCUACAUAAUAAAUUAAUUAUUAAAAUAUCUGAAGACACAAUUUAUCAAUAAAGUUAAGUAAAAUCUUAAUUUUUGGUUGUGAUGCUUAUGGAAUUAUUUUCAAUUUUAUUUUUUGUUGGAUUUUAACUAAGAUUUUGGUUAUUUCUUGAUCACAUUACUAAAUCUAUUUUAUUUUUAGUGUCUAGAUUAAAUGAAAAUCAAUCGUUAGAUCAAAUAACUAAAUUAUCAUCAAUUAAAGAUCAUUUAGAAGAUCAAGCUUAAAAUUUAUGGAAACUCUUUAAUUUUGGGGAUAUUAUCUUUGAUAUUUCUGAUAAAAAAGCAUAGAAAGUUAUUCUUAAACAAUAAGAUUAAUAAACAAGUAAUUAUAAAUCAACAAGUGCAUUGUAUUCAAGAAUAUAAAGAACCUAUUAUUUGAAUAGAAUGAAUGUAUUUAUUACAUUUUUAAUAACUUUAUUAUGGACUGCGUUUUUAUUAUCAGGUUAUUUGAUUCAUAUGUAAAAAAAUGAAAACUUUUAACCAUCUCUAACAGCUACAUUAAAAUAUGGAUAAUUUAGAUUAAAUAUGGAUUCUGUUGGAUUCAUUGGUGGAAUUGUAAAAUCAGAAUAAUUAAUCCCUAAUAAUAACUUAAACUAUAUUAAUUAAACUUUUGCAAUUUAGUUAUUAAUUUAAUAUAAGGAUAGUUUGUCUCCAUUAAUUAAUGAAGUUGCUCAGGUCAUUUUAGAAAAUGCUAAUGCAAACAAUAAAAAAAGUAGAUUCGACAAUAUUUUGAAUUUCGAUAUUUGUUAGUUUACUUCUUGGAAUGUUAUGAAAGCAUGUGAUCUGUCUCGAUAAAACCUUCCUUAUUCCAAGUAUAUUAAAUAUAUUAUUUAUAGUAUAGAUGCAAUAAAUGAUAUAGUUUAAAAUGGAGUUUUAGGAUACACUGCUGCCCUUGUAAAAUAUUUGAAUCAAGAUUACGAUUAUGAAAUCAAUAAUCUUAAAUAUGAUACAAAUGAAAAUAAUCAAUUUGCUAUCCAAUAAAAACCCUUUUAAAAUUUCUUUUUGUCAUAUUAUUGUGAUAUUCAAAACACCAUGUUAGAAUUUUUGAAUCUAUUUUAAUUAGAUAAUUCUGAAAUUGCUGAAGAUAUUAAUAAUAUUGUUCGAAUAUUUUAUUUAGGAGUUGGUAUUUGGUAAUAAUAUCAAAAUAUAUAGUUUAUUCUUUUUUAACUUAAUCUUGAGUAUACUCUGGGUUUACAAAUAUUAAAUAAAAAUAUAAUGUCUUAGAUAAAUUUUAGUAAUGAUUCCUUCUGAUUUAAUCUUGACUGCUAAUAUAAGAAGCUAGGCCAAAGAAAUUCAUAAUUGGCUUUAUUGA